Ipomoea nil (Japanese morning glory) is the source of this 1368-nucleotide messenger RNA. RefSeq names its product probable N-acetyltransferase HLS1. The record is from RefSeq and is a predicted model, not a curated record. The coding region runs from base 71 to 1243 and encodes 390 amino acids. The transcript is spliced from 2 exons. NCBI's taxonomy places the organism in Eukaryota, Viridiplantae, Streptophyta, Magnoliopsida, Solanales, Convolvulaceae. Gene Ontology annotation, molecular function: acyltransferase activity, transferring groups other than amino-acyl groups.
ACACAUUUUGGCUCUCUCUCUCUCAUCUUCUUGAUUGCUUUGCUUUCUGGUAAAACUGGGAAUUGAAAAGAUGGUUAAGAUACGAAGCUACAACAGUGGAUUCGACAGAGCUCGCGUGGAAGAUCUUGAGAGAAGAUGUGAGGUAGGGCCAAAAGAGCAUGUGUUUCUCUUCAUAGAUACUAUGGGUGACCCCAUCUGUAGAAUUCGUAACAGUCCACAGUUCAACAUGCUGGUGGCCGAGUUGGGCAACGAGAUAGUUGGAGUGAUACGAGGAACUGUGAAAGUUGUGACGAUUAAGAAAAACCCUAAGAAUCCGGUGAAAGUAGGAUACGUUUUAGGGCUAAGGGUGUCGCCGGUUCACCGGAGAAAAGGGAUUGGUUCCGGUCUGGUGCGCCACAUUGAAGAAUGGUUCCUCUCCAACCACGUAGAUUAUGCGUACAUGGCCACCGAGAAAGACAAUGAGGCCUCCGUCGAACUUUUCGUCCACAAAUUCGGUUACGUCCGGUUCAAGACUCCGUCAAUCCUCGUCCACCCGGCCGGCGGCCGUCGGCCGCCGUCCUCCUCGGCCGGUGUCGGAAUUUCGAAGGUUAGCGUGGAGUGCGCGGAGUUUCUUUACAGGAGUUUCAUGGCGGGGUCAUCCGACUUUUUCCCGGUCGAUAUCGACAAAAUUCUUAGGAACAAGCUGAACCUCGGCACAUGGGUCGCCUUCUUUCGCGGAGACUCGUCGGGGGAAUUCAGUGGAACCACGGAGCUGCCGAGGAACUGGGCCAUGGUCAGUGUAUGGAACUGUGCCAAACUUUUCAAACUAACCUUAGGCCGACAAACCUUGUCUUGUUCCUGGUACGCGACAAUGGCGAAACUGUUGAACAACGCUGUUCCGUGUCUGAAACCGCCUCCCGCAUUCCCAGAUUUGGUCGGCCCCUUCGGAUUCUACUUCGUGUAUGGUUUGCACCGCGAGGGCCCAUUCUCCGGCAAGCUGGUCCGGGCACUUUGGAAAUUCGUAUGUAAUAAUAACAACUUAUUCCCCGCCGACGACGACGACAACGUUAAACUUAUUGUAACGGAGGUUGGGUGUUGCGACGACGACAAUAAGCAGCUAAGACAUGACAUCCCACAUUGGAGACUACUGUCGUGUCCGGAGGAUUUGUGGUGCAUAAAGCCAUUGAAGAUUAACAAUGAACAGAAACAAGAACUCAUCGCAAACUCCAAAGGCGCCCUCUUUGUUGACCCAAGGGAGGUGUAAUAACGUAACUAAAUUAUUCUUCCCAUAUAUAACUAAUGAGCUAGCUAGCAAGCAGGGAUGAGAUGUCAUAUAUGUCUGAUCUGAAAUAAUGAAAGAAAGAAAGAAAGAUGCACCACUAGCUAGCU